CAGAGUGUUUUCCGUUCUCAUCUAUCAAUCACAUAUAUAUUCAGAUUCAUAAGAAGAGAAAAUAUAUUUCUUGGAUAGAGAUGGACGGUAGAGGAGGUUGUUGUAUAGCGAGAUACGACGGGAGGAAUCCGUACGAUACUUCAAAGAUUGAUCGGAUAAUGUUAAGAUUCCGACCAAUAGCUCCAAAACCAGUUGUGAGUGGAUCAGUUUCCGGUGAUAAAGCGUCGGAGAAAUCUGACGUGCUUAUCAAAAAUGGUGGUAGAACUAAAAGAAGGUAUGUCAAAGAUGCUACAAAAACUAGAAAAAACAGUAGUAACAAUAAUUCCAAUUCCAAAAAAAUAAAAUUAUUAUCAGAUCAUCAUGUUCAUCAAGAUGAUCAAGCAGCUGUUGUUACUUUAUCAUUAUUACCAGAAAAACCCACUGGUGAAGCAUCAUCUUCACCAUCAUCACUAUCAUCACUGCUACUACCGGUAAAUCAUCUGACUGGUUAUGUACCUGCUGCGACGUGGAGCCAAAACGGCAGUAGUCCAGCUAGUAGUGGAGGGUCAGGCGGAUCAGGCGGUGGUUCUGCUGCACUAUCAACAUCAUCAUCAUCAACAGAUCGUACGGUUGUGAUUCCACAGCCAGUAAGACCAGUAGGAUCAUGUGUAACAGUGAAGUGUAUAACUGAAACAUUCGGAGAUCAAGAAAUAGGGUUAGGGUUUUUAGGAAGAACCGACGAAGAAAAGAAGAUUAAUCUUGAGAAAGACGCGUGUCCUGGAUUCAUAUCCGACGGGUUGAAUAGAGUGAGGUGGACCAACGAAGCGUAUAGGAAACUAGUGAAUCAAGAUGGGUUCGGGUAUGGCGGUGAACAGAGACCGGAAAUGGUGUGGCUGGUAACGAAAGAUAAUGAAUCUUUACCGUGGAGAUGUCAAGGAUUUGUUUGUAGGGUUAGAUUGCAGUAUACGUGUAAGAAAGAGAGGCACUCGUUGAUAGUACCCUGUGAUGUUUGGAAAAUGGACGACAGUGGUGGCGGUUUUGCAUGGAGGUUAGACGUUAAAGCUGCUUUGAGCUUAGGUCGUUAAAAGAGUUGUAACCAACCAGUGGAACACAAUAGUAAAACCCUAGAUUUUUUCAGUAAUUGUGAAUAUAUUCUGUUUUCCAGUUUUAGGUGUUUUUUUAUGUUAUAUUUUUGGGUAUGUUAAUUAAG
Messenger RNA from Papaver somniferum (opium poppy), 1189 nucleotides. RefSeq lists its product as uncharacterized. NCBI's taxonomy places the organism in Eukaryota, Viridiplantae, Streptophyta, Magnoliopsida, Ranunculales, Papaveraceae. The coding region runs from base 81 to 1064 and encodes 327 amino acids. The transcript has a single exon. The record is from RefSeq and is a predicted model, not a curated record.